This is a messenger RNA of Acanthoscelides obtectus, 120 nucleotides long. Lineage: Eukaryota; Metazoa; Arthropoda; Insecta; Coleoptera; Chrysomelidae. The record is from the annotation of a GenBank genome assembly.
AUGGCCAUUGUUGGCCCGGACUAUAAAUUUAUAUGUGUUGAUAUUGGUGGUUUCGGAAAAAAUAGUGAUGGGGGUAUUUUCGAAACCUCAAACAUGGAAAACGAUUUGAACAAAAUUUAA